Messenger RNA from Nakaseomyces glabratus, 384 nucleotides. It is a transcript of the gene PET117, whose product is annotated as Pet117p. Lineage: Eukaryota; Fungi; Ascomycota; Saccharomycetes; Saccharomycetales; Saccharomycetaceae. The record is from RefSeq and is a predicted model, not a curated record. Gene Ontology annotation, cellular component: mitochondrion. Gene Ontology annotation, biological process: mitochondrial respiratory chain complex IV assembly.
AUGAUCAACGAACCCGGGGGUGAAGUGAUAAAAGCUGGGGGUAGGGAAGGAGUAACCGCAAUCCUAGCAUCCAUAUAUAACCAGGACCAGACAAUGAGCCGAGCCAGUAAGAUAACCUUUGGCGUUUCAUGCGCGGUGACGCUAGCGACCAUCAUCGGCGUGCACUAUGUGCAGGAGCUGGAGCGGGAGACGCUGCACCAGGGGCCCAUCAAGGACGCGAAGCGUGUUGCUGAGAAGAAGAAGCUAAUGCCUGCGGGCACGGACGAGAAGAAGCUGCUGAACAGGAGCGAGCACGAGCUGCAGCAGGAGCUCCGAAAGAAGUACGAGUCCAUGCAGCCUCUGAGCGGCGAGGUCGUCACCCAGGAUGGCGAGCGUGUCAAGUGA